AUGUCUCAGCAAGGCUUCCUGAACUUCUGCUUUGUGAGAACCCUACCCACAGGAAUUUUUGCCCCCCCAUCUUUCGCCGAAACCCAACAGGCUCAAUCAACUCAAUCUACUAUCAUUGAACAAAUCCAACUGAACAAUGAACCAUUCUUCAUCUUCGCAGAACACGCCCCAUACAACAAACAAUACACACCCCGAUAUGACUACAUCCACUCAAGGAUUGUCCUCCAGGAAUCAAACGCCAGAAUAAACCUGAACUAUAUGUUAUGGGUAGUUAGUAACGCCCUCACCAUCGCUAUUGAACGGAUCAAACAAAACACCAACCAGAUCAACCGCGAUAACACUGCCAAUGAGACAGUAAAGGUUAUCUAUGCGGUCAGCUGUUUGGAGGGAAGAGCCAUUGAUCAGGUCAGACCACUUGUUGAUGCCAAUCCUGUUGACUUCUUUUCCUCCGUCACCUUCUUCGUCGACCACAUGGAAGCCUCGUUUAGAGACCUAAACACCCGAAGUACCACCCACCACCAACUCGUCCCCAUGAGGCAAAACAAAGGAGACUUUGCCACCUACUACUCGCAGUUCAUCAGAAACGUAUCCCACUUGCAUUACAACAAAGGAGUUAAGAUUGACGAAUUAGCGGAAAGAUUGUCGGACAGACCCAAUAUGGUGGAAGCAUAUGCGACCAUGUCAAUGACGAUCGACAACCACAUGUAA
Messenger RNA from Morchella sextelata, 708 nucleotides. RefSeq lists its product as uncharacterized. The record is from RefSeq and is a predicted model, not a curated record. The transcript has a single exon. Bases 1 to 708 code for a protein of 235 amino acids. Lineage: Eukaryota; Fungi; Ascomycota; Pezizomycetes; Pezizales; Morchellaceae.